Guyanagaster necrorhizus is the source of this 3636-nucleotide messenger RNA. Its product is annotated as TPR-like protein. Gene Ontology annotation, molecular function: protein binding; RNA polymerase II cis-regulatory region sequence-specific DNA binding; chromatin DNA binding. The record is from RefSeq and is a predicted model, not a curated record. The transcript has 7 exons. Gene Ontology annotation, cellular component: transcription repressor complex. The coding region runs from base 34 to 3468 and encodes 1144 amino acids. NCBI's taxonomy places the organism in Eukaryota, Fungi, Basidiomycota, Agaricomycetes, Agaricales, Physalacriaceae. Gene Ontology annotation, biological process: negative regulation of transcription by RNA polymerase II.
CUUCCGCCUUUUGCCCCCUCUCCACUCCCCAGCAUGUCUAUGCGUCAUCUCCCCCGCCAGCCAGAGCGGGAUGUCCGUAUCCACGACCCUUCUCAUGCCCACCCCCUCAUCACUCAUGGCCCCCACCUCAACGGUAAUGCCCCCGGUCCCGCUACGCCCGCCGCCGCCAGCAUCGUCUCCCCCACCGUCGCCCCCCCAAACGGCGUCCAGGCCCCUGCUUCCGUCAUGCAGAAGCUCGCAGCCGCCAACGAGCAGACCUGGCUCCUCAUUGGCAGCGUUGCAGAGCAGAUGGGCGAUCUCGAACAUGCCCUUUCCGCCUAUGAGAACGCCCUGCGGCACAAUCCGACGUCCCUGUCCGGACUGACUCAGGUCGCUGGCAUCGCCCGGAUCAAAGAGAACUAUCCCAAGGCUGUUGACUUUUUCCAACGUGUCCUCGGCUUGCAGGAGGAGAAUGGCGAGGUCUGGAGUGCCCUAGGCCAUUGUUAUCUCAUGCAGGACGACCUUCAGAAGGCCUAUUCAGCCUACCAGCAAGCGCUGUACCUCUUACCAAAUCCCAAGGAGGAUCCCAAGCUUUGGUACGGCAUCGGAAUACUCUACGACCGAUAUGGUUCCCUCGAUCAUGCCGAAGAGGCCUUCUCUUCGGUUUUGCGCAUGGAUAAAGACCUAGAUUUCGAUAAAGCAAACGAAAUCCUAUUUCGCCUAGGAAUAAUCUACAAACAGCAGGGCAAAUACGACGAGUCCCUUGCCUGUUUCGACCGCAUUCUCCGUAACCCCCCUUCCCCGCUCGCGCAUGCCGACAUAUGGUUUCAGAUCGGACACGUUUACGAACAACAGAAAGACUACGUCAGGGCAAAGGACGCUUACGAACGAGUAGUCGCCGACAACAGUGGCCAUGCCAAAGUGUUGCAACAACUCGGAUGGCUCUACCAUCAAGAUGGUUCUUCGUUUCAGAACCAAGACCUCGCUAUCCAAUAUCUGACGAAAAGUCUCGAAGCAGACUCUUCGGAUGCCCAGAGCUGGUACCUCUUGGGCCGUGCUUACAUGGCGGGUCAAAAAUAUAACAAAGCCUACGAAGCAUAUCAACAAGCCGUCUAUCGCGAUGGUCGCAACCCCACUUUUUGGUGUUCUAUCGGCGUUCUAUACUUCCAGAUCAAUCAGUUCCGUGAUGCUUUAGACGCCUACUCGCGAGCCAUCCGAAUCAACCCUUACAUCUCCGAAGUUUGGUUCGACCUUGGCAGUCUGUAUGAGAGCUGCAACAACCAGAUCUCCGAUGCCAUCGAUGCAUACGCCCGUGCGAGCGAGCUCGAUCCUGGCAACAACGUUAUUUCCCAGCGCCUGCAGCUCUUGAAAACUGCACAAGCUACCGGUGGCCAGCUUCCCGCGGCCCCAGGUCCCCAAGAUGUUCAUCCCACCGCAUAUGCCAGUGCUGUUGUUCCGCCACCGGGAUUGACAGGUCCGCCUCUACUUCUACAAUCUGGUGUUCCCCGUCCAGCAUUCCGUACCGACUCACGUGGACCAACAGACAUAUCGUUGCCGCCGCCUUCACAAGUAGGCGUUGGGCGAUCAUCGCCUGGUCCUUUCAGAGGCGGUCCACCACCACCUGUAGUUCUUGAUGAGACGCGCCACAUUCCUUCUCAUACCCCACUGGCGCCAAUGGAGAUCGAGCGACCACCGCACUCGCGUGAUUUUCCGAGUUCUUCCCGGGACGCCGGCCCGCGGGGUCAUCAAAGUCUAUUACUUCACCACCCUCUUCCCCAGCCUGGAGAAGAAGGUCGGAAUGGCGUUCACCCGCAUCAUCCGGAGUCGUACUUUUCGCGGCCACCACGCCCGCAAUCGCGCUCAAUUUCACCAGGGCAUUCGGCCCGACCACGAAGUCCCCCGCCUUUUCCACCGUUUCCCCCUCCUGCUGGACGACAUCCCAUAGGUCCUGCUCAGGCUAGUGCUGGCCCAGUCCAGAGGUCGCCGCGGUCAUACCCGGCCCAUGAGCCUCCAGCCAGACCUGUGGAACAGGAUGGUGCAUGGGACCGACGACCUAACAACGAUCUUCGAGAAUGGGAGAGGGAGAGAGAAAGGAGGAUGCCUAGACAUGGUGGUGGUGAUUAUCCAGGUGGUUACCCGCCCCCCUACCCUCCCCGUUCGCCGCCUAGCGCACAUCGUGGACGGACGCCUCCUGAGGCCUCUCCUCGCUCGGCACAUCCGUCCAGGUACUGGGAGAAAGGAGGACAUUCAGUCAAUCGACCGUCGCCCCCACCUCCUCCUCCGAAUGAUCCCAUGAGGCGGUAUGAUCCUCGAUACGAGGGUCGGGAUAGGGAUUAUGAUAUAGACGCGCGAAUGGAGCAGCGAUCCUUCCCUGGACCACCAGAUGACGGGCGACGAGGUGCUCAUUUUGCAUCUGCGAGCAACCGUAGCUCGGAGAGUCCUCAUCCAGAUGGCAAAGGACGAAAGAAGCCGUCGAAGGAUGACCCGAUCCUUUCAGCGGAGGCCGCACGUCGCGAUAGGAGGAGAAAAAACGGGAGCAUCAGCGGUGUGAGUCCCAACGGGAAUGGGAAUGGGAAUGGGAAUGGGCUUCCCAAACGCAGAGAGGAAGGCAUGGAGACGCCGACGCCAAAGCCAUUCGUGGUUGAACGUAUGCCGCCCAGUGACCGGAUACCACCACCCAGCUUCAAGAUGGGUUACGGCAAGGAUCACGGCUCUCCGGGCCCUGUCAGCUCAAAUGGAUCAGGUUCUUCAACCAGGCCUUCACCUACAAGCGCUGCUCCACGGCCGCCUUCUCGUGUCGUCGAUGAAGACUAUGAUGAGGGUGUUGCUGAUGCUCUCAUGGGACUUGCAGCUGGCGCACCGGGCUUCCGAGCCAGAGAUUCGUCGAACGCGCCUAUACCUUCCCAUUCGCCGGCAGUGUCAUCUUCGAGCCGGCACAGCGACCCUUCAUCUCGUUCUCACCCUCUACAUCGUGACUCUGUUUCCUCUACACGAAGCCAUGCGUCACCGCCUCUUCUUUCUGCCCCUCUCAAGCGACCCUUGAGCCCUGGUGUUGACGAAUUGUCAGACGCCAAGCGCUCCAGGAUGGAUCUGCACAAGCGACGUGGAACAUCACCUCCUUCUCGUCAUGCACCUUCCUCGCGCCCGUCUCCGAUUCCGUUCCGUACACAGCCGACGUCUCGCUCGCCUGAGGCACAUUACCCACCAAGUCCGCCGUUACCCGCAGUUCUUCCUCCACAUCCCAGGCCUAUUGGUUCAGGGUUGUCGAAUGGAUCGGCGUCGAUUGCGUUGCCUCCAAUCGCCACACUCUCCCCGACAUCGACGGCGCCUUCACCGAGUGGUACAGAACGAGAUCGGGACGACAGGAUGCAGGUCGAUAACCGGUCUAUAUCGCCGCCGCCUCGUAGCAAAGUGCCAGAUGCUGGUCGUUCUCCGCCAAAAGCGACGCCUUCACCGCCUGUUGUUGAGAAGAAGGAACCUUCGGCAUGAUUUGCUUGGGUCAGUUUAUGAAUUUUCAUGAGAUUACGAGUGCAUUAGGAGUGUUGUCGCAACUUUUUUUUUUUUAUCUUGCAUUAUUUUAUCCCCCUCGCUCUGGACGUAUAUCCUUUUUGAUUCGUUAAUAACAUCGUUGUAAGAGUGUUGUGUUACAUGCUGUGU